GUCGUCGCGGUUGACGUCCAACCCACCACCGCGCGCACAGCAGCUGGAGCUGGUGCACACUUGUCACCCGCUACUGCGCCGGUCAUCUAGCAGCCACAGACAGUGGUAUCUGAGCACGUCACGUACGUGCUCGGAAAUUGCCAUCUUUUUGGUGCUACUCGCCACUAGUCACCGGCGGCUGCUGCCCCGAAGUCGCGUCGCAGAGUUUCUGUGCUGGCCGUUGGGCGCGCGCGCGAGCGAGCGAGCGAGCAGGGUGGAGCUUCCUCCGCUGUCUCCAGCGGCUUCGCGUCGCGUCGCGUGGUCUUUGGUUGCGCUUGCUAGCUAGAGAGCGACGGCCUAGAUGCCGCCGCCGGCCGCCGGGUCGUGGGCGUGGGCGUGCUGCGGCCGCGGGAGGAGGAGCAAGGGAGGCGGCCAGGGGGACGAGGACAGCGCCGGCGCGUCGGGGCGGGAGGGGGGCCAGUGGACGCUCUUCAUCGACCUGCCCGUGCUGGAGGCCGCCACCGCCGGCUUCUCCGACCGCAACCUGCUCGGCCGCGGCGGCUUCGGCCCCGUCUACAAGGGCGUGAUGGAUGGCGGGCAGGAGGUCGCGGUGAAGCGGCUGUCGCUGGAGUCGCGGCAGGGGGUGCGGGAGUUCCUCAACGAGGUGCGGCUGCUGCUCAAGGUGCAGCACCGCAACCUCGUCUCCCUCCUCGGCUGCUGCGCCGCCGCCGGCCAAAAGAUGCUCGUCUACCCAUACUUCCCCAACGGCAGCCUCGACCACAUCCUGUUCGACAGGGAGAAGAGGGUGCAGCUAGACUGGCCAAAACGGCACCAAAUAAUCCUCGGACUAGCAAGGGGCCUCCUGUACCUCCACGAAGAGUCUCCGGUGAAGAUCAUCCACAGAGACAUCAAGGCGAGCAACGUGCUCCUCGACGAGAAGCUGAACCCGAAGAUCUCGGACUUCGGCAUGGCGAGGCUCUUCCUCGAAGACGCCACACACGUGAACACAUUCAGGAUCUCUGGCACAUAUGGUUAUAUGGCCCCAGAGUACGCGAUGAACGGGUACCUGUCGACCAAGACCGACGUUUUCAGCUUCGGGAUGCUGGUGCUGGAGAUCGUCAGCGGGAGGAAGAACAUCGACCGGCAUCUCGGCGACGAGAAAGUCGAUCUGUUGAAUUACACAUGGAAGCUGUCGGAGGAAGGGCGGUCGCUGGAGAUCGUGGACCCGGGCCUGUCCGGCUGGGACGCCGGCGAGGUGGGGAUGUGCGUGCAGCUCGGGCUGCUGUGCUGCCAGGCCGUCGUGUCGGAGCGGCCGGACAUGUACAGCGUGCACCUCAUGCUCUCCAGCGACUCCUUCACGCUGCCCAAGCCCGGGAAGCCGGCGAUCCACGGCCGGAUCGGCCGGUGGAUGAGCACCACCGGCUCGGCGUCCAGCGCCGCCUCCGGCGGGAACACGAACAGCACGUUCGCCACAGACACGACCAAGGCCUCGACGCUGGGAAACAUUGCUGAGGAUGAAUCCAGGAACUCCAUUUCCAUAUCCUUCACCACGGAAGGCCGGUAAAAUGAUGAUCAGAAGAAAUCGAUGUAAUGUUGCUGCGAGUAAUUAAUCAAGUGUAGAUUUAUCGAAAAGGUGUGGUAGCACCAGGGGGUCCCGACCUCGGGUUAUCUUGUCCGUUGAGCGUCUAGAUUCGGAAAAUGGUCUAUUGUAUGUCCACUUUUGCUUCGGUA
Hordeum vulgare subsp. vulgare (domesticated barley) is the source of this 1710-nucleotide messenger RNA. Its product is annotated as putative receptor-like protein kinase At4g00960. Bases 341 to 1543 code for a protein of 400 amino acids. The transcript has 5 exons. The record is from RefSeq and is a predicted model, not a curated record. Gene Ontology annotation, biological process: protein phosphorylation. Gene Ontology annotation, molecular function: protein kinase activity; ATP binding. Lineage: Eukaryota; Viridiplantae; Streptophyta; Magnoliopsida; Poales; Poaceae.